Molecule: messenger RNA, 2301 nt
Organism: Acipenser ruthenus (sterlet)
Lineage: Eukaryota; Metazoa; Chordata; Actinopteri; Acipenseriformes; Acipenseridae
Product: POC1 centriolar protein homolog A-like
Exons: 11
Coding region: 162-1505 (447 amino acids)
Biological process (GO): cilium assembly
Cellular component (GO): ciliary basal body; centriole
Molecular function (GO): protein binding
Source: RefSeq, a predicted model, not a curated record
UCCUCCCCUUUAAGAUUCUGUUGUUGCUAUCCAGGCGCGGAUUGCGGCGCGGAAACUAAACUGUUGACUGCUUGAACCAACUGCUUCGUCGAUAUAAAAAAAUACAUUUGUAGUACAUAUUCUUUUUGUUAGGACUGCAAAUUUAAAACAUUUCUGGGAAAAUGAGUUCCGUAUUGGAGGAUCCAACUUUAGAAAGGCAUUUUAAAGGCCACCGAGACACCAUUACCAGUGUUGACUUGAACCCCAACAUGAAACAGAUUGCAACUGGCUCCAUGGAUUCCUGCCUGAUGGUGUGGAAUAUGAAAGCUCAGAUGAGAGCCUACCGGUUCGUGGGUCACAAAGACGCAGUGAUGUCAGUGCAGUUCUCUCCCUCAGGACACCUUGUAGCGUCGGCAUCCAGGGACAAAACGGUCCGCCUCUGGGUACCCAGCGUCAAAGGAGAAUCCACGGUAUUUAAAGCUCACACAGGAACAGUACGAAGUGUCAAUUUCUCCAGUGAUGGGCAAUCCUUAGUUACAGCAUCAGAUGACAAAACUGUCAAAGUAUGGGCAGUACAUCGGCAAAGGUUUCUCUUCUCACUCAAUCAACACAUCAAUUGGGUUCGCUGUGCCAAGUUUUCUCCUGACGGGCGACUAAUCGUCUCAGCAGGUGAUGACAAGACCAUUAAAAUCUGGGAUAAAACUAGCCGCGAUUGUAUUCACUCAUUUUAUGAGCAUGGAGGCUAUGUCAGUUAUGUAGAUUUCCACCCCAGCGGUACGUGCAUAGCUGCAGCCAGUUCAGAUAAUACAGUGAAAGUAUGGGAUAUUCGAAUGAACAAGCUGCUGCAACAUUACCAAGUGCACACUGCUGUGGUAAAUGGGCUGUCGUUCCAUCCGUCUGGAAACUAUCUCAUCACAGCGUCGAAUGACUCCACACUGAAAAUCUUGGAUUUACUGGAGGGAAGGCUACUGUACACACUCCAUGGCCAUCAGGGUCCAGCUACCUGUGUGGCCUUCUCCAGGGCUGGGGAUUACUUUGCUUCGGGUGGUUCCGAUGAACAGGUCAUGGUGUGGAAAACUAACUUUGACGCUGCAGAUUAUGAAGAGGUGUUGAGAUCCCAACAAAGAGCCACCAGUGUGAACGGUGCAGUCCAAUCCGGGGAAAGACAGUCAAGGUCAUCGCUUCGGGCCUCUUCAAGGUCACGCGGAGCGGAGUCCUCAGAAGGAGUUGACUUCUCAGACAUUCCACUUUCCCAUGUUGAGAAAAGGAGUGUGAGCCAGACCCGUCCCUCACAGGUUCCCAAAGAUACCUCUGUCUCCUCUCCAACCUCACGACAGCAGCAGCCUCAGGACAACGGGGUUCCAGCAGCCCUGGCUAGCACCCUGGAACAUAUAGUGUGCCAGCUGGAUGUCCUUACCCAGACAGUGGCUAUACUUGAACAGAGACUGACUUUGACUGAAGACAAGCUCAGAGAGUGCAUUGACAACCAGCAGAUGAUCACACUACAGCUUCGUACUAGUAAAUAAACAUCCAGGAUCCUGAGUGUAUCAUUUACUUUACUGAAAGACAGGUCUGAGCUUUUUUUUACACGUCUUGAUUUAAAGUUAUGUGUACAAUUUGAAAUAACCCUUUAGAGCCUGCUUAUAAAAAACAUUAGACAUUGUUACUUGGCAACAUCAAAGUAAGGCGGAAUGGGGGCAUUUAUUUGAGCACAGCAGAGUACCAUUAGAAUAGAGUUAAUCCUAGCUAAUUUAACGUUGCAUGAAUUUAUUCUUGACAAUAGUUUUAAAUAAAUAUACAGUGGUGCCCAUAACAUUGUCUCAAAUACUUGCUGAUUUGUGGAUUAUUGAUUACAUUGCCCCCAAUGAUUCGCCAUUGAGAACCUGUACAGGGCUAAGUAAGUAAUCAGUCAAAGCUCAACAGCAAAGAUGUUGGAUCCAGAUGACAACAGUACAGUCACUGAGUUAUUCCUAAAAGACUAUUCCUGUUUCUAAACUUUAAACUGGAAAUGUGUUUGUUUGGCUUAUAGAAAGGGUAUUCUUAUUUUCCAAGAGAAAGAAAGUAUAAAUAAUGUUAUGCCUUAAUCCAGUUUAGUAUGUGUGAGCCCAGUUGAGCUCUAGCAGGUGAAUGUUUGUUUUCUGUUCCUUAAUUGAAGUGCUGUGUUCAACAUCGUGUCUUAUUAAACUAAACUGUAAAUAUUCUGUAUUUUUGUACAAAACUGUGUUUUGUGAGUGUGUUUUUUUUUCUUUUAACAUUUUGCCAUUUUUGUACAAUUUUGUAGUUUCAAAAAUGAACACUCAUGACAUCAAAUAAAGAAAAGAA